AUGAAGUUUGUCCAGAAUAUCGCGGGCUACCCUCGCCUGCUUCUGGCUGGUAACCCCUCAAGAGGAGAUUUAGCCAUCCUUUUGACGGGCAUCGUAUGCGCAAUAGCGUCCGGCGUGCCAUUUCCACUAAUUGGAAUUAUAUUUGGUCAGCUGCUCAAUGAUUUUAAUGCAGUUACUUGCACUGAAUCUUCCGAUUCUUCCAAUUCUUCCGAUUCUGGAAGCCAACACGAUAUCAACAGCAGGAUAUUGCUGAUCGUAUACCUCGCCAUUGCUCAAUUCAUCCUGAUAUAUGCUCAUCUCUCUUGUUGGAGUCUAUAUGGUGCUCGACUGGCGCAGCGACUGCGGGAAAGAUAUCUCCAAAACCUGCUUCGACAAGAACCGUCGUACUUCGACAAUCUACCUCCGGGAGAGGUUGCUUCUCGACUAAGCGCUGACAUUCAAACAAUUCGCUCCGGUACCUCAGAGAAAGUGGGAAUAUGUCUUGCAAGUGUAUCGUUCUUUGUCACAGCGUAUAUCGUGGCUUUCAUCAAGGAUUACAUCCUAGCAGCGCAGUUAAUUUCUUUGAUCCCGGCAUACUUUCUGAUGUCGUUCGUUGGUAGUCAUUACAUCGAGAAGUAUUCCGGAUUGAUGUCUGAUUACGCUGCUACAGCUGCAUCAAUCGCAUCGGAAGCGCUUUCGAAUAUUCUCGUCGUGCAGGCGUUUGGUGCCAAUCGGCGACUGGAGAGCAAAUUCGCUAUUGCCCUCAAAUCAGCGGAACGCGAGGGUCUGAAGAAAGCUGCAGCAGUCGGUAUACAGUCAGGAUUUCUAUAUUUUAUUUCUUAUUCGGCGAAUGGUCUGGCUUUCUGGCAGGGAAGUAAACGUAUUGCUGACGCGGUGCGUGAUGGUUCUCCUGGUGCCACUGUGGGUUCUACCUUUACGGUCAUUUUCAUUCUCAUCGAAGCUACCUUGCUUCUCAGCCAAGUUGCCCCAUUUUUGCACCUGUUCGUCGCAGCUGUCGCUUCCUUCCAAAAGUUGCGCGAGGAUAUGGAUCGCCAGUCCUUGAUUAAUGGCACUAACAGUUCUGGCCUUCGCCUAUUGAAAGCACAAGGUGGCUUCGAAUUCAAGAAUGUCUCAUUUAAAUAUCCCGCCAGACCAGAGGUAACGGUUCUCGACGGUAUAAAUUUGUCUAUACCACCCAACAAACAUACUGCUAUCGUUGGGCUAUCGGGAAGCGGCAAGUCAACUAUCGCAGGUUUAGUCACAAGACUCUAUGACGCGACAGAAGGUCAGAUACUUUUUGACGGAAAUGAUGUGCGGGAGAUCAAUGUUCGAGAUCUUCGAGGUUUUUUAAGUCUUGUGCAGCAGGAGCCUUCUCUCCUCAAUCGCUCGCUUCUAGAGAAUAUCGCACAUGGCUUAAUAAAUUCUAGUGACUUCAGAUUUUCCCACUUAAAGGAAACUUUGCUUAGCUCCGAGCUCGCAGAACUGGCAAGAGAAGUCAGAGAGGGCAUGGAUCUGAAUUCUGCAGCGGAGCAGCGCGGCGCAGACAUUGCUGAGAUUGUCCGCUUAGUACAACACGCCGCCGUGCUUGCUGACGCAGAUACUUUCAUCAAUGCGUUGCAAUAUGGAUACGGCACAAUUGUAGGAUCCAGUGGACGCCUGAUUAGCGGUGGCCAGAAACAACGUGUCUCACUGGCCAGAGCGCUGGUGAAAGAUCCCGCGGUAUUGAUUAUGGAUGAGGCCACUGCGUCCCUGGACUCUCAAAGUGAGCAACGUAUUCAACGAGCGAUCAAGAAUAUUGCAAACGGCCGGACAAUGAUAACAAUUGCUCAUCGACUAUCGACCAUCACUACCGCCGACAACAUUGUUGUUAUGCAGAAGGGACAUAUUCUAGAGCAGGGAUCGCAUUCUGAAUUGAUGGCCAAAAACGGAGCAUACGCCGACCUUGUCAAACUACAAACGCUUGGGUCAUCUUCUCAGAAUGAAAAGUCUGCCAAGUCUGAAAUCGACGAAGUAUCAGACCUCACAUCCUUGACAUAUACCGAUAAUGAAGCAAGCAGCGUGUCAAACAACGACUCUGAGAAAGCCGAGGCAAACGUAAUCUCUACGACUGAAGAUCCAGUCACCGACAGCCCAUCAGCUGAUGGGGAAGAGGAACUAGAAACUCCAUCCAAGUCUUUGUGGGCACUAGUGCGAGGAUACGCACCAGCUGUCAGGCCACAUCUACUUAUAGUUCUCUUGGCACUCCUUGGAUCUAGCAUUGUCGGCGGAGCCUUCUCUGGAGAAGCCGUCAUUUUCGGAAACACCGUUGGAAGUCUGAAUCCCUGCAAGAGUCCCAGUAGCAUUGACGCGAGUGGCAACUUCUUCGGCCUUAUGUUCUUUAUACUUGGAAUCAUUGAGUUCUUCGCAAAUAUGGUUAGUUGGUCCGGAUUCGGUUGGGUUUCAGAAAAGAUGGUGUACACUGCGAGGGUGUUGUCGUUCCGAUCACUUUUCGAGCAAGAUCUUGAAUGGCACCAGUCGAAAGGGCGGACUCCUGCACUGCUUCUAUCCUAUAUCACCAGCGAUGGCAAUGCCCUAGCCGGCUUGAGUGGCUCUGUUAUUGGCUCGUUACUGUCAAUAACAAUUAACCUCAUCGCCGCAAUUAUUUUGACUCAUAUUAUUGCUUGGAGAAUUGCACUUGUUUGUUUGUCUCUUGUGCCACUCCUUCUCGGAGCUGGACUCAUGGAGCUUCGUGUACUCGGAAAAUUCGAAGAACGGCAUGAAAAUGCCUACACAACUUCUGUCGAUAUCGGUGUGGAGGCUAUCACCUCCAUCAAAACCAUUGCUUCUCUCUCCCUGGAAGAAGAGACAUUGAGCACAUACCGAAAAUCGCUCAAAGGGCCUCGCAAAGAGACACUCAGAGUGACCUUAGAAGCAAGUCUCUGGCAAGCAAUGACAUACUUCCUCGGUAACUGUGUGAACGCACUCGCAUAUUGGUGGGGAGCAAAACAGAUUAUAGCAGGAAACUACACUCAGACACAGUUCUUGAUUGUAGUUUUCUCCCUUCUUGUCAGCGCGCUUCUUUGGAGUCAAAUGUUUGCUCUUGCACCAGAACUCUCCAACGCGAGAGCAGCAAUGGCUCGGAUUUUGGGUUUGAUUCAGCUUGGGUCUGACAAGAUGCAAGGACAUGUGUCCGAUUAUUCUCUCACCUUGCCGUCUUCUGGAGGAGAUUUGAAAGAGAAAGACGUUGAAGCAAUUACGACAACAUCAUCUCGUCCGUCGGGAAGCCAGGCAGCAAGCGUCCAGCUCCGUGAUGUUCACUUCUCAUACCCAGCAAGAACAGACAUCAAAGUCCUAAACGGCUUGAGCGUCGAUAUCCGGCCAGGAAAAUUCUGUGCACUCGUCGGCCCAAGCGGCGCCGGGAAAUCAACCAUUAUCUCGCUAGUCGAGCGACUAUAUGCUCCACAAUCGGGCUCUAUCCUAAUCGACGGUGCAGAUGUAUCAAAAACACGAGAUGUUACUUUCCGAGAUACAAUAGCAUUAGUACCCCAGGAGAGUGUUUUAUUUGAGGGCAGCAUCGAAUUCAAUAUCGGCCUGGGCGCAAAACCAGGACAAGAAGCGACCUUGGAUGAGAUUAUAGAAGCAUGUAAACUCGCCAACAUCCACGAUACCAUCGCAGCAUUACCGAACGGGUACCAAACUCUCUGCGGACCGAAUGGGAGUCAGUUCUCUGGAGGCCAAAAGCAGCGAUUAUCCAUCGCCCGAGCACUGGUUCGAAAGCCCAGAUUGUUGAUUCUGGAUGAAUCAACGAGUGCUUUGGAUGCCGAAUCCGAGAAACUGCUGCAAGAUGGACUUGAGAAGGCAGCGAGAGGAAUUACUGUCAUUGCAAUUGCGCAUAGAUUACACACUAUAAGGAAAGCUGAUAUCAUAUUCUUGAUUGAGGCGGGAAAAUGCGUGGAUCAUGGAUCGCAUGAGGAACUGUUGGAGCGAUCGGAGAGCUAUAGAUUGAAUGUCAUGCAUCAAACGGUGGGCGAGUGA
Molecule: messenger RNA, 3993 nt
Organism: Talaromyces marneffei
Lineage: Eukaryota; Fungi; Ascomycota; Eurotiomycetes; Eurotiales; Trichocomaceae
Exons: 2
Coding region: 1-3993 (1330 amino acids)
Biological process (GO): transmembrane transport
Cellular component (GO): membrane
Molecular function (GO): ATP hydrolysis activity; ATP binding; ABC-type transporter activity
Source: RefSeq, a predicted model, not a curated record